AUGUCGAUGUCGGAGCUUCCACGGGAUCUGUUGGAGGAGAUACUCUUUCGCGUUCCGGACAGAUCGUUGAGACCGUUAAGAUCUACGUGCAAGCAAUGGAACAGUAUAUUCAACGACCAGAGAUUCAGAAGUGAACUUAGCGGAUUCGGCAUAUAUGAAGUCUUUCACUGUGAUGGCUUGUUGUUAUACAUCAACGCAUUAAAGAGUAUUAUGGAGGUUUGGAACCCGUUUAUGGGUAAAACCAGGUGGAUCCAAGGCAUAGAUCUUAACAGGAAAAACUACAGGUAUGUUCUUGGGUCCUACCAAGACAAUAAAUCCGGCACUACCAGCUACAAAGUACUGAGAUAUAGUUUUGGCAACAAACCAGUAUUUGAAAUCUGUGAGCUUUACUCUAAUUCAUGGAGGAUCAUUGAUGUCACUCCGAACUUGAGUUUUUAUGGUCAUCCCUGUAAUUCCUGCGUCUCUUUGAAGGGUAAGAACUACUUUUUUGCUUUUGAUGAAGAAGAGAGUCAGCUCGAUAUGGUUAGUUUUGAUUAUACAACGGAGAGUUUUGGAAGUCGUAUGAGUCUUCCGUACCAGUUUCCUAUUGGUAGUUAUUUUAUUAAAUCUCUAUCUAGUGUGAGAGACGAGAAACUUUCACUGUUACUACAACUGAGCGAUACCUCAAGUAAAGAGAUAUGGGUAACAAAUAAGAUUGAUGAGACCACCACUCAAGUGUUGUUGUGGACCAAGGUCUUAACAGUGGACUACCCUUAUCUUCGCCAUGGCUUUACAAGUUUUUUGUUCGACGAGGAGAAUAGAAAAAUCGUGUGUUGUGAGAGAGGUAGAAGUAGAACUGGCGACGCCAAUUAUGGGGCCGACUGGGUUUACAUUGUUGGGGACGAUAAUAAAGUCACAAAACUAAGUUUUGGAGAACAUUCCAUUCUUUCAUGUGUUCCACAUUUGUUUCCAAGUUUGGUUCAAAUCGAGCACCCUCAACGCAAAGAGUAA
Molecule: messenger RNA, 990 nt
Organism: Camelina sativa (false flax)
Lineage: Eukaryota; Viridiplantae; Streptophyta; Magnoliopsida; Brassicales; Brassicaceae
Source: RefSeq, a predicted model, not a curated record